This is a messenger RNA of Brassicogethes aeneus, 2492 nucleotides long. The record is from the annotation of a GenBank genome assembly. Lineage: Eukaryota; Metazoa; Arthropoda; Insecta; Coleoptera; Nitidulidae.
UAACUUAUGCGACAAAAAGUAAUUGUUUAGCUCAUCUGACGUUUUGUGUUAUAAUUUUAAACAGGUAAAACAUGGGUCCAACUUCAGCUGAGAAACAAAGAAGAUAUAGAGAGCGAAUUAACGCAGAUCCUGAAAAAAGAGAGGAAUAUUUGAGAAAAAUGAGAGAAAGAGCGCAUAAUCGACGAAUUACAAAAAUUGAUAAGCAAAUUGGCGAUUUAUCAGAACGAUCUAAAAUAAAACAACGCAAGGAAUGGAGGGACAGAAAACGAAGAAGCCGUGCAAAUUCUAUCAAAAGACCACGCAAUCUAGAAGCCGUCUUAGAUGAGACAGCACCUAGUCCUCUGCCUCAAGUUACAAAUGCGGAACAUCACAAUACCAUCCGAGGCAGACAAAAAGUUAGAAGAGACCGCAGUGCUUCGUAUCGACGAGUAAAACAACUAGAAAAAGAACUGGUAGAUGCUAAAAAAAAAAUAAAUAAAUAUAAACGUAGAGUUAGUCGCUUAAAGAAAACUAAAAUUAAUAAUGAAAUAGUACGAUCAAUCUCUCCAUUAACCAAACUAAAUAUUGAAGUCAGAGAUCAAGUCAUUCCAGAGCCAAUUAAAAGAAAAUUAUUGUUUCAAGAUACAAUACUAGCUCAAGUUCGAGAAACCUAUAAGAUGUCUCUAAAUGAAAAAACUAAACAAUCACUAGCAUCUGUAUGUAAAGGAAAGUAUAUAAGAAAAUAUCGCUUCGUUAAAAAGGCAAAAAAUGAACUAGGAGCUUGGGCCAACGAUAAGAAAAAGAAACUAGAUCGAAGUCACGCCUACAAAUUGUGCACAACAAUAAAACAUUUUUACUGUCGGGAUGAUAAUAGCAUCCAAACUCCAGGAAAGAAACAAACAAUAACCUAUCGCGGUAUUAAGAAACAAAAACGUCUACUUUUAUACAAUUUAAGGGCACUGCAUGACAAAUUUUGCAAGGAAUUUAACAGCACAGUCAGCCUUGCUACCUUUUGCAGACGAAGACCAUUCUGGGUAGUGCGAGCCAAACUUACAGAUCGAGAUUCGUGUCUUUGCAAAAGACACGAUAACUUACAAAAGAUGUUAGCCACUUUAGUAAAAGAAAAAGUUACUACAGAGCGGAAUCUGGAAUUAUUAUGUGAUGUUGUAUGCUGCAAUACCGAAUCGUUGCUGUGUAUGACUAACGGCUGUAAAACAUGCCAAGACAAAAAUGCCAUUGAUGCAAAAGAGGUUGCACAUGAUAAAGUCGUUCGGUGGUUUGCAUGGAAAACUACCAAAGAAGAAUUUGAAAAGAAUGGAAAGAAAAUCCAAGUAAGAAAAACAGUAAAAGCAGUAGCAGAAGGUAAACUUGGAGAGUUGAUACAAACUUUUAACAAAGACAUUAAGCAAGUGUUAUGCCCACAUGUUUUUAGAAUACGACAUCAGUUCCAGCAAUCCAGAAAAUGUAAAAAUGAAUUGUGUUAUGAAGAAGCCGCAGUGCACAUGGAUUUUUCAGAAAACUACUCCUGCAAAUUAAAUUCUGAAAUUCAAGCCAUGCACUUCGGUGCUUCCCACAAUCAAGUGACACUACAUACUGUCGUAGUGUACUUUGAAACUAAUGAAAAAAAAAUGUUUUGCACAAUAUCUGGUUCUCGGAGACAUGACCCAUCGGCCAUAUGGGCGCACCUUACCCCCAUACUAUUGGAACUAAGAGAUAGAAAUAUUGAAGUAAUUCAUUUUUUCAGCGAUGGACCUUCCUCGCAAUAUAAAAAUAAAGGUAACAUUCUAUUCUUCAAAACCUAUUUCCAUGAAAUGGGAUUUAAAUAUGGCACAUGGAACUAUUCCGAAGCUUCUCAUGGAAAAGGUGCUCCUGAUGGGUUGGGUGCCGCAAUAAAGAGAAUAAGUGAUAACCUUGUUUCAAAAGGUCAAGAUAUAGACAAUGCUAGAACAUUGUUUGAGAAGGUGAAAGAUAAAACUUCAAUUACGACGUAUUUUAUUGAAGAAAGUAAAAUUGAACAAAUGGACCAAAGAAAGACUAAUAAUUGUGAGAGUAAGAAAAUUCCAGGCAUAUUUAACACUCAUCAGAUAAUUUCUUUGGAAAAAGAAAAUUAUGUAUACACAAGAAAGUAUUCAUGUUUUUGCAAAAAGUUGCCGGUAAUCGACCAUGACUGUUUCAAUUUGCAAAAAAUACCCGCAAUCAAAGAAAAUAGCAUAACGGUUUCACACAGCUGCAAGAAUAAUGACCUUCCAUUGGACCAGUGGGUACUUGUUUCCUAUGACAAUAGUACUUUUUCAGGAUUAAUUACCGAUACUGAAGACGAGAAUUACGAAGUAAACGCUCUGAAGAAAAUAGGGGAAAAUAAGUACGUUUGGCCUAAAGUAAUAGAUAAAAUAUGGUAUAACAAGAAGAAUAUUUUAGCUACUAUUGCUGUCCCUCAACAAGCAACAAAAAGAAUAUUGGUACUAAAACCGGAUGAUUGGAAAGCUGCAAAAAGUACUCAAAUGAUUGUUUAA